AUGGCGGACUCAUAUGCGAGCAGCUGUCGUUCGGGCUUCUUUGGCGACAAGUGCCAGUACCAGUGCCACUGCGCCCUGGAGUCAUCAUGCGACGCCGUCACCGGAAGCUGCAACGGAUCCGCAUGCGCAUACGGGUGGAUGGGUCCACUCUGCCAGUACCUGAACCUCGCGUAUGACAUGCCAGCCUCUGCAUCCCCCGUCCUCAACAGCCCCCAGCUUGCCGUGGAUGGCGACAUUAACACCUGCUUCGAGACGCUGGCGACCAGUGGCUCACCAUCCUGGCACGUGGACCUGGAGACGAAUCAGUGGAUCACCUGGAUUCGGAUCCACACAGCCACAACGACAGACCUGCUGAUUGAGCUGGACCGCCUUGACGGGUACGGUGACGUCGUCACGUCUGUGUGCAACUCCUCCUACUCCCCACGGUACCAGGUGUCAUCUGGACACCUGGAUAUCAGAUGCAAGGAACCAAUACUGGCUAGAUGGGUCAAGAUCAUUAGGCACGUGCACGCGUCACCAAGGUUACAACUGUGUGAAGUUGAGGUCAGUGGAGGGCGUAACAUCGCCCUGAAGAGGCGCACCUACCAGAGUUCAACAUGGGGCGGCCCUGACUUUAUAAAUGGUACCCUGAAGGCCUACAACUUCACAUCCGACCUGGCAGUGGACGGUAGUACAAACACAGACUUCACCAUGGGCUCGUGCACGGUUACCAACGUGCUGGACACGCCCAAGUGCAGAGAAGGGACAACCAACCCGUCCUGGGCCGUGGACCUUGGACAGCUUCAUGAAAUCUACAGCGUGGUGGUCUACAACAGGGGCGAUCCGGGCUUGACGAACCGACUAGCAGGCUUCUCCCUGCUGACUUCCGGUCCGGAGUACCUGGAGGUAUACCGUGACGUCACCAACAACCCGGCGCUCGUGACGGAAGUGGUGGUCCGUGGAAGCCUGACAGCUGAUGGAGUGCUGCUCCGAUUAUAUGGCUGUCGCAUCCUGACCCUGUGUGAGGUGGAGGUGUACGGAGACUGCUUGGAUGAGACAUACGGCCUUGAGUGUAACAAAACCUGUCUGUGUCGAGACGAGGACGAGGCUUGUGGGAAGCUGGACGGUCAGUGUCUGUCGGGGUGUCCUGAUGGCUACACAGGGCUUGACUGUACAGAAUUGUGUCGUAACGGGACGUACGGCCAGGACUGUAACGAAACGUGUAACGACAACUGCCUGGACGACUCAUGCCAUCAAAUGACUGGGCGCUGCACCGACGGCUGUGAACCAGGAUGGAUCGGACCCAUGUGCAGCAAAGCCUGUACAGAGGGGUGGUAUGGCCCUCAGUGUGAGCUUCAAUGUCACCGGAAUUGUCACCAUAAGCUGUGCUAUGCCAACAACGGCAGCUGCAGUCAUGGGUGUUCAACGGGAUGGAUGGGCGUCAGUUGUCACAGAGCUAUUGUAGGUCUUCCCUUCGUUGAAGAACGAAGUAUUCUGAUUGGAGCUUUGGUUGGAGCUUUCAUCUUUGUCAUCGGCCUGAUCAUCGUCAUCAUCAUUCUCAAGCGCCGCCACAAGCCUGUGUACUCCUGUCGUGAGGCUGAACGAAGGAGAAAAGGACCCGUGCAGCAGUCGGAGGUGUCCAAAGCUCCGGAAGUAACACAAUCACCCAUAGUGACAAUGACGUCAUCACCUAUUGUAGCCAGGAGGAACGCGAGGCUGCUGAAGGCUCGACUGGAUAUGUCUUGUGUGGAGGAUGAUGAUCUGACCGGCGAUGAAGAAGCGUUGGUGCCCCCGACUGCUGACCCGGACGCCAAAAUGGAAUACUACAACUUGGACGUCGACAAGUCGGCUGCUACUGCAGUGCGGGUGGCGGACUUCCCUGCCUAUAUGGACAAGUGGCGAAGCAACAAAUACCACUUCCAGCAUCGCUUUCUGAAGCUACCCCGGGAUUACAUUGUGUCUUGUGACGUUGCCAGCGCCGACGUCAACCGCCACAAGAACAGAUACCUCAACAUCCUGCCCUAUGACCACAGUCGUGUUGCCUUGGACGUCGUGGACGGUGAUUCUACAUCAGAUUACAUCAACGCCUCUCAUAUCCUGAGCUACAACAAGAAAACGAGUUACAUAGCAUCACAAGGGCCAAACAAAGCAAUCCUGGCAGACUUUGUCCGUAUGAUCUGGGAGAAGAACGUGAAGACAGUUGUCAUGUUGACAAAUCUGGUGGAAGAAGGCAGGAGGAAGUGCGAAGCCUACUGGAACUGUGAGGAGGAUCUGCUCCUUGGAGACAUCACUGUGAGAGUAGUACAGGUGGACACCAGGGCUCACUACACAGUCAGGACUCUGCAGAUGACGAAGCUCAAUGGUCCAUCAAGGACGGUUACCCAGUUCCACUUCACGGCCUGGCCGGACAAGGGAGUGCCACUGUCAGCGUGGUCGCUAGUUUACUUCCGUCACAAGGUCAAGGUCGCUGUUGAGAAGUCAGAUGGUCCCGUCCUUGUACACUGCAGUGCUGGCGUGGGAAGGACUGGAACGUUUAUUGCACUGGAGAAUUUGCUGGAAGAGGCGGCCCUUGACGACGAUGUAGAUGUCUUUGUCGUUGUAUGGAAGCUUCGCCAGCAACGAGUGAACAUGGUUCAGACACUUGAUCAGUUCGUCUUUCUGCACGAGGCACUUUUGGCGGCUUUGGUCGCCUGCAGCAGUUAUCUCACACCAGCUACAUUACUAGAUCAGUUCCAGAUCAUCACAUCAGAAUGUGCACAUAAAGAAUUCAAGGACCUGAAGACCUGCCCCACAGAGACGUCAGAGAAAGAGUUCAUCUCCGCCAGGGCAGCCGAGAACAGGCGCAAAAACAGAUAUUGUAACAUCCUCCCGCUCGACUCAUACCGACCACAUCUACACACCGAUGUCAACGACGCAGGCAACGACUACAUCAAUGCUGUUUUUGUGCCAUCAUUCCGUCACCCCCGGGGGCUGCUCGUGACCCAGACACCUCUCCCUCAUACAGUUCUGGACUUCUGGAGGCUCGUGUACGACCAUGACGUCAGUCUCAUCAUCAUGAUAGACAGCAUCACGGACGACCAGGACGUAGAGGAUAUUGGAGUCUACUGGCCCGAGCACGGUGAGACGAUGGAGAUUGGGCCGUUCAUGGUGUCGUCCGUGUCGGGUGAGGAGGGAGAAGGACUGUGUAUCCGGAACUUUCAUCUUGUAAAGACAAAGGCUGGAGACAAGACACGGGUACUACGUCAGUAUCACUGCAUGGACUGGCCGGACACUUGCGAUCUGCCGUCAUAUGACGUCAUCAAAUCUUGUGUAGAUGCGGUGAGAGUGGAAGGAGCCAAACAGCCCCAGGACCCAGUCCUAGUUCACUGCAGGGUCGGUGUGAUAGUCUAG
Haliotis rubra (blacklip abalone) is the source of this 3369-nucleotide messenger RNA. Its product is annotated as receptor-type tyrosine-protein phosphatase T-like. Bases 1 to 3369 code for a protein of 1122 amino acids. NCBI's taxonomy places the organism in Eukaryota, Metazoa, Mollusca, Gastropoda, Lepetellida, Haliotidae. The record is from RefSeq and is a predicted model, not a curated record. Gene Ontology annotation, biological process: protein dephosphorylation. The transcript has 27 exons. Gene Ontology annotation, molecular function: protein tyrosine phosphatase activity.